Priapulus caudatus is the source of this 3756-nucleotide messenger RNA. RefSeq lists its product as uncharacterized. The transcript is spliced from 9 exons. The record is from RefSeq and is a predicted model, not a curated record. Gene Ontology annotation, molecular function: protein binding. Bases 92 to 1477 code for a protein of 461 amino acids. Lineage: Eukaryota; Metazoa; Priapulida; Priapulimorpha; Priapulimorphida; Priapulidae.
CAACAAACAAACUACCGAUUUUACUUGCGUAGUAAAAUCGAUAACAUAUAAUGCGAAAUUUAGCGGCAGCAGUUAUCGCGUAAUUUCAACUAUGGGCAGUAAGAAAACACCCUGUUCCACUGUCAGUUAUUUGAAAAGUAGUUGGACGCCACUCAAUAAUGUAGAAACUAAUGCACAGGUUUUUCAAGAGAGAAGAGCUCUGCUUGGAAAAUGGUAUGACAUGUGGUCAGACGCGCAGCGUGUGAUCAUACUCGAAGACCUUAUCGGCAAGCUGAGCUUAUCGCAUCUGGAAGCCAUAAGAGUUCUGGUGGACCGCAGGCUACCAAUCAAAUGCCACGACUUUACCAGGCUGCUUCCUCGUGUACUUACGCUUCAUAUUCUAUCGUACUUGGAUCCACGGUCACUCUGCAGAUGCGCCCAGGUGUGCUGGUCCUGGAAGUACGUGGCAGAACUAGACCAGCUCUGGAUGCCGAAAUGUAUGAGGUUUGGAUGGUUGCCUGCACCCACACCGAGCACACACGAGCCUGACGCCUGGAAGAGGUUGUACGCAAAACGCAUAAAGGAACUGAAUCUAACACGGCCAAAGCGGCCGUCGUCGGUGAAAACGUGCGAUAGUGGAACCGGUCGAAAAUCCACGAGACCUCAGUCAUCGUGGUGCAGACCUAGGUCUCCCUCUCCCGACAGGAGGCCUCGAACACGACCUUCCUCAGCAACCGAUGCUGUUGUAGAGAAAAAUCAGAAAAACAAAGUGCCUCCAUGGAGAGACAGUGACCCACACCCUACAGACACAUUACGCAUGAACUACCUGGAUAAUGAUAUGCUGGCUUCUAGCAAGCACUACAUGGCCAUAAAAACGAAACUCAAAGCUGCUGCUACAGCAAUCAAUGCUACAACUAAACUUAUGGCAAAGCAUAGUGAUCAUAUCUCUGACAAGGCACUUGCCUUGCCAUCUUCAGGUGGAGGUGACGUGGCAUCUUCCCUGACAGUGACACCACUCAGAAGAGUUAAACCAAAAUCAGUCAUCAAUGCAACUGGCAGUGGCGACGCCCAGGCCACCGAAAUAGCUUCUGGUGACGAUCACUUGUUUAGCAGCCGCAUAUCGUUGCCCGCUAGUCCAGCUGCAAAUACUGAGGACAAGUUGUCAGCAUCUGCUCUAGGUGGCGCCACUCUCGACGCAUCUUCGAUCUCGUCACAGAAGCUCUUGGAGCUCAUGAGGCAGUUUGCUGUGGCUAGCAUGGAGCUAGCGCCAGCAGCGGGGAAAGAUUCUGACAUACCGCUAUCAGGCAGACAGAUGGCGCCACUGCUCAGUCUUCCUGCCGCUGGGGUUGGCAAGCGCCAUAGCCGGCAGAUUUCGAACGCAAUAGAUCACCGUGAGAGCAGUCGGUUAUCUUCCACGCUGGUGCCUGUUGACGGUGUGGAAUCUCUGCGGAAGCGGGAGUGGAAAAUUCCAGCAUAUACGGCAGAGGAUUCGGACUGACUAAGUGCAAGUAUAUAUGAUUAAAUUGAAUGUGAAUCUACAGAAGUAGGAAACAGUGUUUGAAUCUCAUCAUCAUCAAAAACGUGAUGGACACAAUGAUUUCAUUGAGCUGUUUAUGUGAGGUCGUCAGAUGGAGCUUAUAGAGUUCUUAUACGUAUUUAUAUUGUACUUCUAGCUAUAGUUAUAGACACCUAUCCAUCCGUCACUGUUAUUUGCAUAAUUAUAAUGGGUUUUUCACUCAUGGCAUGUUAGGGGCAAUUGAAAGACACGUUGUGAGGUUGAAGCUGGACGUAAGGGAAUUGUAGUACAAAUUCAGUCAUUCACACAUAGAAUCAUGGCAAAACUACAAGUCUACCUAAACUACACAUGAAAAGUGAAUAGUAAUGGAAGGAAAAGAAGUUAACAUUGUGCUUUGGAGGUCGCAUAUAUCAGUGGGUCAAAGGGAAAAUUUUGGAUAGUAACGAGCAGACGGUUCAACAGUCCCAUGAGAAGAGAAGCAUCCAUGUUUCUGUUCUGGUGUUGAAAUUACAUUAACUUACCACUUUUGUGCAAAGACUUCCGUGACAAUUCGACCUUUAAAGUCGGUGUUUAAGCACGUGUUUUCAUAACAGACGUAAGGUAAAGCUAAGUUGGUACGCAAGUUUAUGUAAAAGACAAAUUCUUUACAGUAAAGUUAAACAUGUAAAGUAUAUUGGAAAAGGGGUGGCACUCAAAAUUCCCCUAUAUAUUCUUUAUAAUUUGAAGCCUGUUGAUUUCUGGCAGCAUAUAUGAAUACACUAAGUAAGGGCAUGUCAGUGAUCCAUAAGAGACACAGAAGCAAUGGAGGUAUCUUAACUGUGUGUAAUAUACGCUUAGCUAAUUGGCCCAUUUAUAUGCUAUCCUUUCUGCUGUGUUGGGUUAAAUGCUAUAUCAGGAUCAAUUUACCUUCUUUGGGGUACGGCCCGGGUCUUCCAUUAUAAACCUAUUAGGAAGUCAAUGUGUUUUUCUGAUUAGUUCUUAUGUAACAAAGGAGAUUUAUGCUAAAUAUAAAAAGCAGACAAGAAAUGGAUUGGUGACUUGUGGAUGAUGCUAAGAAGAAAAAUCUAUAUUUAGUGUGAUUCCAGUCACAAGUCCUAUAGUGAUCUCGGGCAUGCCAGAAUUAAACACCAAACAUUGAACGGUGUGCCUAAGACAAUUUGUAAAUUAUACACCGUGCAAUCAAGCUGAACAAGGUACAGUAAAGUAUUUGAAAUGUACAAGUGGUUGUGCCUUUUACCAAACAUCCAUUUAUUGACUUUAAUCUCAUUCAUUCCAUGCCAUCACAUUCCGCGCUAGGUGAACUUUGUACACUGUUGGUUGGUGUGAGCAUAGUGUGGGCGGCUGUGAUACGUCAUAUUCCAUAUCGUUCAGCCAACAGGCAUUUCCUAUGCAUAUAUAUAUGUCAGGUACCUAUAGAUGUAUUUUAUUAGUCAUUAUUGCAACGUCAUUAUUGCGUAUUGAGGCAAUAUUGGGACACAAUUUCAGAUAUUUUUUGGUGGAGAUUAUAUUUAACCAAAUUUCAAUGUGAAUAUUGUUUUUGUUAGAUUUAGUAUUGUAAAACAUUUUAGAGGGUUUCUGGUAUUGACAUUGUUGUACAAUUCGUGUAUGGAACUAUAAACGGCUGUGUUAUAGGAAACAGAGAAGAACAUGUCUCACAAUCAGAUUGUGGGUACAGUGGCACUGUUGGCAUGCCUCUGAUUGCUCACAUGAAGUAAGAUUUCUAAUUGGAAGGGACAGUAAUGCAUAGUUGAUCAUCUUAAACAUCACUACACAAUUCAUCAAGUGGGUAAAAAUGUGCAUUUGGGCCAGCACUGGCCUAAUUCCAAGUGUAUGUAGAUCAAUUUGGCACCAGUGGUGUGUAAUGUAUUGGAUUAGUGCUAGCUGAUGGUGACAUUGCAUAUCUAGUGCGGAAACAAAACAAAUUUCCAUGCUAGUUCCUGUCAAUAUUAUGAUAUAGGAAUAUUUACAUAAGAAUGUCAUUUUGUUAUUAUCGUGAUGGUUUUUAUAUGUGAAGUAUUUCCAGUUGUAUUGAGAGUUUUUAAACUACACAAGAGUCAGUAGAUAAUUGGUUUUUCCGCUGUCUAUUAUCUUGUUCACAUUCAACAAUUCGGUUACUUCUUGCUGUUUGUUAAGACAUUUCCAUCUAAUUACACAAUUAACUUUGUGUAGUCGAUCUGCUUUUUACCUCUAGUGUUUUAGUUUUACAACUAUAAGCCAUUUUAUAAUACCGACGUAAAAAUAAAAAUGCAUUUCUGUGAAAA